Messenger RNA from Dentiscutata erythropus, 521 nucleotides. NCBI's taxonomy places the organism in Eukaryota, Fungi, Glomeromycota, Glomeromycetes, Diversisporales, Gigasporaceae. The record is from the annotation of a GenBank genome assembly.
AUGUCAAACGUGACGAUGAGGUGGGAGAUGUCAAACGUGACGAUGAGGUGGGAGAUGUCAAACGUGACAAUGAGGUGGGAGAUGUCAAACGUGACGAUGAGGUGGGAGAUGUCAAACGUGACGAUGAUGUGGGAGAUGUCAAACGUGACGAUGAUGUAGGAGAUGUCAAACGUGACGAUGAUGUAGGAGAUGUCAAACGUGACGAUGAGGUGGGAGAUGUCAAACGUGACGAUGAGGUGGGAGAUGUCAAACGUGAUGGUAAGUGUGACGAAAUUGAGACACUUGACGGUGGGUGGAAACUGAGAAACUUGACAGUGGGACGAAAAUUGAAACUUGACGGUGAGACGAAAAUUGAGACACUUGACGAUGGGGUGAAAACUGAAAAACUUGACGAAGUUGAGACACCUGGCGGUGGAAAACGUGAUGGUGAGAAGAAAAUUGAAACACUUAACGGUGGGGUGGAAAUUGAGAAAACUGACAAACCUGUCGAUAAAAUGGAAACUGAUAAAAAUGACAGUGAA